GUAGGCACUAGCAAGCGCGUCCCGGUCUACUCGCUGUGUUGUAGAAGCCCCACAGCUGUGCAAUCUGACCGACCGUCGGCAAGUUGUCCGUGGCGGCGAGCGAUGCCCAUUGAGUUUCGCGUUUGCGUACCUACAUUAGUCUGGGACAUACAGCACCAGGCAAAAACCCGUUCAACGUACUCCAAGAACAGCCCUCACCGCAACCCAAAUCCUCAGCGAUGUAUAGCCCCGUCAUUUCCGCCAUCUUCGCGCUCUCCGCCAGCUCGUUCGCGCUCGCACAGAUCCCCGAACCGGCCGUCAACGUUUCCUUCAGCACCAAAUACGACAAUCAGUCCACGCCCGUCAGCACGCUUGUCUGUGCGUCGUCGCUCGGCCACUUCACCGUAUACAGCGCCCUCCCGGAGUUCCCCUACAUCGCAGGAUCCGUGAACGUCACCGACGGCAGCUCCAGUGACUGCGGACAGUGCUACACCCUGGAGUACGCUGGAAACUUUGCGCAGAUCCAGGUCGUGGACUCUGCGACCGAGGGACUUAUCCUGUCCCACGAGGCGUAUGAGUACCUGACGAUGAACUAUACCUCGGACCCGAGCGUCACGGCCUACAUCCUGGAUGGCCCAUACGCGUGCAAGUCGCCUUAAAUGUCCCUUCACUGGUCGUCUGGCGACUUACUCCUGUUGAACGACGAGUAGAACAUGGGGAUCAGAGGGCCUGAACUAUCAAUGACGAGCUGAUAUUACUUAUAUUCCGAU
Molecule: messenger RNA, 749 nt
Organism: Fomitopsis serialis
Lineage: Eukaryota; Fungi; Basidiomycota; Agaricomycetes; Polyporales; Fomitopsidaceae
Exons: 3
Coding region: 219-638 (139 amino acids)
Source: RefSeq, a predicted model, not a curated record